AUGUCGAACCUUGCAAAGCUUGAAAUUGUGGCUCUUGAUAUUACUGGGAAAAACUAUUUAUCAUGGGUGUUAGAUGCUGAAAUACACCUAGAUGCUAAAGGGAUUGGUGAAACAAUAAAAGAAGGAAAUAAAGCAACAUGUCAAGAUAAAGCUAAAGCUAUGAUAUUUCUUCGCCAUCACCUUCACGAGGGGCUAAAAACUGAGUAUAUGACAGUUAAAGACCCACAAAUCCUUUGGAGUAAUCUAAAGGAAAGAUUGCAAGAUUUUAAAUCUGUGAGUGAAUAUAACUCAGCCAUGUUUAAAAUUACUUCUCAUCUGAAAUUAUGUGGAGAGAAAAUUACUGAUGCAGAUAUGUUAGAAAAAACAUACUCCACUUUUCAUGCAAACAAUGUUGUCCUGCAGACACAGUAUCGAGAAAAAGGUUUUAAAAAAUAUUCUGAAUUAAUAUCUUGUCUUCUUGUGGCUGAACAAAAUAAUGAGCUGUUAAUGAAAAAUCAUGAAGCACGCCCUACUGGCUCAACUCCAUUCCCUGAAGCGAAUGUGACAUCCCAUGAUGGGAAAGUAUCAAAGAAUAAAGACCAUGCCAGCAGCAGUGCUCGUGGCCAAUGGCGAGGCCGUGGGCGUGGACGUGGUUUUGGUGGCUAUGGUAGAGGUCGUGGAGGUUAUUACAAGAGCUCACAUUCCCACCAGAAGUGGGACCGCAAAGAUGGUAAAGGUGAGAAAGAAAAAAGUGACAAUGUGACUAGUGUUUGUUAUCGUUGUGGAGGAAAAGGUCAUUGGUCACGCGUAUGUCGCACUCCAAAACACCUUGUUGACCUUUAUCAAUCAUCAUUGAAGAAGAAAGGAAAGAAUGUUGAGACCAAUCUUUUAUUUGAAGAUGGCGAAGGUGAUUUUGAGUCUGGUGAUACAACUCACCUAGAAGUUGCAGAUUUCUUCACUUCCCCUGAAGGGAAUAAUUAA
Molecule: messenger RNA, 960 nt
Organism: Spinacia oleracea (spinach)
Lineage: Eukaryota; Viridiplantae; Streptophyta; Magnoliopsida; Caryophyllales; Amaranthaceae
Exons: 2
Coding region: 1-960 (319 amino acids)
Molecular function (GO): nucleic acid binding; zinc ion binding
Source: RefSeq, a predicted model, not a curated record